Serendipita indica DSM 11827 is the source of this 2235-nucleotide messenger RNA. NCBI's taxonomy places the organism in Eukaryota, Fungi, Basidiomycota, Agaricomycetes, Sebacinales, Serendipitaceae. The record is from the annotation of a GenBank genome assembly.
AUGGACGGCGACAUCAAUCCAUUUACAAAAAAACCGCUCUCAGCAACUUACAAGAAAAUCCUAGAGGCGCGCAAGAAACUCCCAGUUUAUGGCUAUAUGGAGGAGUUCUACAGAAUAUUCAACGAGACACAGAUUACUGUCAUGGUGGGAGAGACGGGUAGCGGCAAGACGACCCAGAUUCCACAGUUCGUAGCAUACUCCGAUCUUCCUCACCUAAAGGGGAAAAUGAUUGCCUGUACCCAGCCACGCCGUGUUGCUGCAAUGUCCGUAGCCAAACGCGUAGCUGAUGAGAUGGAUGUCGAAUUGGGCAAAGAAGUUGGUUAUUCUAUUCGUUUCGAGGACAUGACAGAGCCUGGGACAACCUUUCUCAAGUACAUGACCGACGGAAUGUUGCUUCGAGAAGCAAUGAACGACCCAUCUCUCGCUCGAUACUCUACAAUCAUUCUUGAUGAAGCUCACGAACGCACGCUGGCCACUGAUAUUCUCAUGGGACUGCUAAAGGAUAUUUGCAAGAACCGCCCGGACCUCAAGGUCAUCGUGAUGUCGGCCACUCUCGACGCACAAAAGUUUCAGCGAUAUUUCGGAACGGAAAAGAAACUUGCUCCUCUGUUAAAGGUCCCUGGACGUACACACCCAGUCGAAGUCUUUUACACUCAAGAACCGGAACCAGACUAUGUCGAAGCCGCAAUCCGUACAGUCCUGUACAUUCACCAAGCCGAAGAUCCGGGUGAUAUCUUGGUCUUCCUCACUGGAGAAGAGGAGAUUGAAGAUGCUUGCCGCAAAAUCAAGAUUGAGGCAGAUGAGUUAGCGAGUCAGGAUCCACACGUGGGUCCCCUGAUGUGUGUGCCGCUCUACUCCUCCUUGCCGCCUCAGCAACAACAGCGCAUCUUCGACCCACCUCCAAAACCGCGAAGGCCAGACGGACCACCGGGACGCAAAGUGGUUGUCAGUACCAACAUUGCGGAAACCUCGUUGACAAUCGAUGGCAUUGUAUAUGUGGUGGACCCAGGAUUCUCAAAGCAAAAGGUCUACAACCCUCGCAUCAGAGUGGAGUCGUUGCUUGUCUCUCCCAUCUCAAAAGCAUCUGCCGCCCAGAGGGCUGGUCGAGCUGGACGUACGCGGCCAGGGAAAUGCUUCCGAUUAUAUACGGAGAAAGAUUACAUCAAGGAACUUGAAGAGCAGACCUACCCCGAGAUCCUUCGAAGCAACCUUGCCAAUACGGUACUGGAAUUGGUGAAGCUUGGAAUUCACGAUCUUGUUCGGUUCGAUUACUGUGACCCGCCUGCGCCAGAAACCAUUAUGCGCGCUCUCGAGCUCCUCAACUACCUGGCGGCACUCGAUGAUGACGGAAACUUGACUGCACUGGGUUCCAUGAUGGCUGAAUUCCCACUGGAUCCCCAGAUGUCCAAACUUCUCAUUACAAGUCCGGAGUUUGAAUGCAGUAAUGAGAUCCUGACCAUCGUCUCCAUGCUUUCUGUUCCAAAUGUCUUCUUGCGUCCACCUAAUCAACGGAAGGAAGCCGAUGCUGCAAAGGCCCUGCUAUCAAUACCCGAGGGCGAUCACCUCACGCUUAUGAACAUCUACAACAGCUACAAACAAAAUGAGCAUGACAAGAAUUGGGCGUGGAACAACUAUCUUUCAGCGCGUGCGCUGAUGCAAGCAGACAACGUCAGGAAUCAAAUACAACGGAUCAUGGAGAGGUUGGAUAUAGACUUGACGUCCCGUACUGUAACGGGUCCACGAUUUUACGACAACAUUCGCAAGACAUUGGUAUGCGGCUUCUUCAUGCAGGUUGCACAUAAAGAGGGAGAAAGGAACGCCUAUAAAACUGUCAAAGACAAUCAGGCCGUAUCAUUGCAUCCUUCAUGUGGCUUGGACACAAAUCCCGAAUGGGUGCUGUUCAAUGAGUUUGUGCUGACGAGCAAAUCAUUUAUUCGAACUGUCACGGCGAUCAAACCGGAAUGGUUACUUGAGCUAGCUGGAAAUUAUUAUGAUCUGAAGCAGUUCCCUGCAGGCGAGACCAAGUCUGCCCUUCAAAGAGUCCUGAACAAGCAGCUGGGAAGGCAAAUACAAGGCAAUGGGGAAUCCGGUGCUCCAGAUGCGCGGAAAAAGAAGAAACAGAAGACGGACCAUCAAGCUCAGGGAGGUUAUUCGACACCUCCCGCUGUACAGGGCUACGCUACUCCCCCUGCUGGAACAGCACGAUAUAGCCAGCAUCGUCCACAAGCGAGCUAG